Myzus persicae (green peach aphid) is the source of this 820-nucleotide messenger RNA. RefSeq lists its product as uncharacterized. The coding region runs from base 135 to 623 and encodes 162 amino acids. The record is from RefSeq and is a predicted model, not a curated record. NCBI's taxonomy places the organism in Eukaryota, Metazoa, Arthropoda, Insecta, Hemiptera, Aphididae. The transcript is spliced from 4 exons.
CCGAGUUGGGGGACUCGGCUAUUAUUGCCUAUAUAAGCUGCCCGAUUAGUUUUGAUUGAUCAGUGCACGAAUUUGUUUGCUGAAUAACUAUUAUUAUAAUAAUAUCAUCGUCGUAAUCGAAAAACUCCAUCACCAUGAACGGAAAAAUUGUCUUGUGUUUGGCGGUCGUCUUUGUUGGACAGGCCAUGUCAGCUGCAACUGGUCCUUCAUCAUUAGUGGAUUCCGAGGACCUUAAAAAAGUAGCUGAUCAAGUUGCACAAUCUUUCUUGUCCAUUACCAAUCACGUUGUGGCAUUGUACCCUAACUCUGCCGAUGCCCAAAAAUCUGUGGACAAAGUUAAAUCUAUAAUAACCAAAGGAUUCGAAAACGUGGAAACCGAAACCAAUAAACUUAAGGAUAUCGUUCGCAAAAACGCUGACCCCAAAUUGGUCGAAAAAUACGAUGAAUUAGAAAAGGCAUUCAAACAACAAGUUACUGAUGCCAAAGUAAUUUUCGACGAAAAAGUUGGCAAGCAAAUUAACGAAAAGGUAGAUUUAAAGAAAAUCACCGAAACAUUGCUCAAGACUACCAAAGAAUUUGAAACUACCAUGAACAAGGCUAUUGAUGGAGUAAAGAAACCAUGAUCAUUUUAAAAUGCCAUGCAACUAAUCCAACCAACAAUUUUUUAUAUUUUUGUUAAUUAAAUUAUUUUUCUUUAUAAAAUCUAUUUUUAUUCCUGUUUUUUUUAUUUAAAUAAAAGAUAAUAUCUGAGUUAAUAUAUUUUUUAAUUAUUUAUUGUAUGUUAUUACAUAGUUAUAAGUAAAGCUGGUCGGUUUUAUAA